AUAAAGAUGCAAGAUGUAUCUUAAGCAUUUUUAAAUUAUUUAUUAUUAUUUUUUUCUAAUUUUAUAGUAAUGGAAAGUGAAAUAAAUAGACGACCUUUAUUAGAAGAUAGUGAUAGUGAUUUUAACGAAAACGACAAUGACAUAGAACAUGAACAAAAUGAGGACCAUAUUAUAGUCCAACCCCAUAAUAAUAGAAAGACAUUCUUAAAAACUAUUUUACCCCCUGAUAAAUACAAUGUAUCGUAUUUUAUAUUUUAUUUACUUGGUAUGACAACUUUAUUACCAUGGUGCUUUUAUGUUACAGCAAAUGAGUAUUGGAUGUACAAAUUUAGAGAUGUAUCACAAAAUAAUACUUUUAACCGGACAGCAUUACAAGUGGGAUUUACAGCAUAUUUGACUGUAGCUUCCUCCAUUCCGAAUACUGUAUUUUUAGUAAUAAAUGCCAUGGUUUGCCAUAGAAUAUCAUUACAUUUACGAAUGCAUGGAUCUUUAAUAAUUAUGACAACAUUAUUUAUUAUUACGACUGCGUUAGUAAAAAUUAACACUGAUAGUUGGCAAGAGAAUUUCUUUAUUUUGACUAUGCUGAGCGUAGUUUUUAUGAAUUGUGCCAGUGCUAUAAUGUCCGGUGGCCUUUUUGGCAUAAGCGGCAGAUUUCCAGCGCAAUACAUAUCAGCUGUUGUGAGCGGGCAAGCACUAGGAGGAGUAUUUGCAGCAGUGUGUGAAAUUGUUUCAUUAUCAUUAGGAGUUAAUGCAACUCUUAGUGCACUUAUUUAUUUUAUCAUAGGAGUAUUUGUACUAGCUCUCUCAAGUGUAGCUUAUACGACUUUGACAAGAACAGCAUUUUUCAAAUACCAUUUACUAUGUGAGGACCAAGUUGAAGAAGACAUUCCAAAACCACCCAUUUCUAUAAAUAACAUUAUGAAAAGGAUCUGGCCAUAUGCUUUUGCUGAAAGUUUUAUUUUUGUUGCAACAUUAUCUGUUUAUCCUGGAGUGACUGUCUUGGUAGAUUCUGAAUACAAAGGAAAUGGUCAACCUUGGAAUGAUAUAUACUUUGUGCCUGUGGUUUGCUAUUUUAUAUUUAGCACUGGGGAUUAUGUGGGAAGAAUUAUUGCUGGAUAUUUUUUAUGGCCGAAAAAUAAGCCAUACAUUGUAGCAGGUUUAAGUCUCAUUAGAGUAAUUUUUGUACCAAUUUUAAUGAUGUGUAAUGCUCAUCCUCGGCAUUAUUUACCCAUACUUAUAGAAGAAGAUUAUAUUUAUAUAUUAAUAAUAACAAUUUUUGCUUUAAGCAAUGGAUACAUUGCUAAUAUUGCUUUGAUAUAUGCACCAAAAUGUGUUGAACCACAUGAGAAAGAAACAGCGUCAUCAAUUAUGGCAGCUUUUCUAGGUAUAGGACUUGCAAUUGGCUCAAGUCUUAGUCUUAUCAUGGUUAAUCUAUUAUAA
Molecule: messenger RNA, 1440 nt
Organism: Ctenocephalides felis (cat flea)
Lineage: Eukaryota; Metazoa; Arthropoda; Insecta; Siphonaptera; Pulicidae
Product: equilibrative nucleoside transporter 1-like
Exons: 7
Coding region: 70-1440 (456 amino acids)
Biological process (GO): nucleoside transmembrane transport
Cellular component (GO): plasma membrane
Molecular function (GO): nucleoside transmembrane transporter activity
Source: RefSeq, a predicted model, not a curated record